Molecule: messenger RNA, 1707 nt
Organism: Nematostella vectensis (starlet sea anemone)
Lineage: Eukaryota; Metazoa; Cnidaria; Anthozoa; Actiniaria; Edwardsiidae
Product: matrilin-4
Exons: 4
Coding region: 220-999 (259 amino acids)
Source: RefSeq, a predicted model, not a curated record
CGAAGGUGCGAACGCCUGCACAAGCCGGAAGAUCCAGAUGCGGCGAUUCUUAUCACAGAUUCUUGACAAACAGAUCGCCAAAUCGACACCAUUUAGUGAUUCAUCUCUCUAUACCUCACAGACAUGGAUAUAAACUCGAAUUCUGCAUAACCACAAUUACCCUUUCUCCUCUCAUAAGAGGUAGCGGGAUGGUGUUGUAUCCUGAACGCUUCUUCUAACAUGGAUUUUUCGGUAUCAAGGGACGUGCGUCUAUUGGUUUUGAUUUUGGUCAUUAUCGUUGCACACAAAGCAAGAGGGCAAAGAGAGCUUCUGUGCUCGAAGGCGACUGACUUGGCUAUCAUCCUCGACUCCUCUCUUGAUAUCGGCAACGAAUGGCAGAAUAUGCUCGCAUUCAGUAACGCCAUGGUGGACGCGUUUAAUAUCGGAGCUAACAAGACCCGCGUGGGGAUUAUCACAUUCAGCCAGAACCCAGAACUCUACCUUGGCUUCAAUGACUUACAGGGCGAGAAUGUGACGGAAGAGGCGAUCAAGGGGAGGAUCGCGACCAUCAAACACCAGAGGAACCCGGGCCGGUUUAUCGACCGCGCACUAAGGUUCGCAGACAAGGAGUUGUUCGUGGCUCGUAAGGGCAUGAGGGUAGAUCCAGAUAUUUUAAGGGUACUGGUAGUGGUGGUUGGGGGCAGACAGACCAGGAAUGGAUUUCCAGUGAAUCUGCGGCAGGUAGCUCGACCUCUUCGCCUCAAACGUGUGGACAUGUUUGCUGUUGGCGUUCCUCAACUUGCUGAGAUUGACGACGAGGACCUCAUACAAAUGGCCAGCAAACCAGAGAAUGUCAUGACCGCGAAGACAUUCGCAGAGUCCGUGAGCCUUGUAGAGGAGAUCGCAAAGCUUGCUUGCGGAAUCAAGAUUUUAGAGGUAUGUUACCGUGUCACAGGGUGUAUACCAUGUAUGGGUAUAACAGCCUCAGAAAACCCUAUCACACAAUGCCCUGUCACGUAGUACCGUCACGCAUUUACCUCCACCCGAAUCCCUGACCCAGAGCAUCAAGACACACAUUUUGUCACACCACUUCCUGUCGCAUAGUGCCCAGUCACGUAAUACCGUCACGCACUUCCCUGAUCCCAGAGCGUCAAGACACACAUCUUGUCACACCACUACAUGUCACACGGUGCCCAGUCACUGAAUACCGUUACGUACUUACCGUCACCCAAAUCCCUGGCCCAGAGCAUCCAGACACAUCCCGUCAUAUUACUUCCUGUUACAUGUUUUACAGUCACGGAACGUAGGUACAGCAUUUGAUAGGUCAUGGUAUGACAUCGUGAUCGUGAUUUAAUGGUGGUCAUUACACAAAUGUUCGCGAUUCUCUCAAUAAUUCCAAACACAAUACCAAGAGAAAUUGCGUUUGGAAUUCACUUGGCUUCAUGCCAAAUUACCUGAAGCAGAAACACCUAGGCGUGAUCAAACAGACAAAAUAGUCUGGUUGAGUUUGUUUUGCUAUUUUAUAUUGUUGUAGUAUGUCAACAUUUGUUGUUGUUGUUUUAACUGUUGUUGUCACGAGUAAUUAGUACUCAAUAUACAGAAUCCUCGCUUCAAAAGGACACCUCGUUAUGACGAACAGUAUUUCGAGGUCCCAAGACGGAAGCGCAAUAUAUUUUCUGUUAAGGAAACCUCGUUAUAACGAACAGUACUUCUAGGUCCCAACGAAAC